Molecule: messenger RNA, 5269 nt
Organism: Schistosoma bovis
Lineage: Eukaryota; Metazoa; Platyhelminthes; Trematoda; Strigeidida; Schistosomatidae
Source: the annotation of a GenBank genome assembly
GCAGUUCAGGUCGGUACGGUUGUUGAAACUGACAAUAAGUGCGCGCAAGGUUAGUCAAUCAUGGGUGUUCCAGCUUUUUUCAGAUGGCUGAGUAUGAAAUAUCCAUCAAUUGUCACCCAUUGUGCAGAGAAACGUGGAGCUAUUUUGGAUGAUGAUGGCAAUAGAUCACCUAUAGAUACAUCGGAGCCGAAUCCAAAUGGAGAAGAAUUCGACAAUCUAUAUUUAGAUAUGAACGGUAUUAUCCAUCCAUGUACGCAUCCAGAAAACAAACCAGCUCCAAAAACGGAGUCGGAAAUGUUCCUAGCUAUUUUCGAAUACAUAGAUAGACUGUUUGCAAUUGUUCGCCCUAGAAGAGUACUGUAUAUGGCCAUCGAUGGAGUGGCUCCACGUGCUAAAAUGAAUCAACAACGCUCCAGACGUUUUCGAGCGGCUCAAGAGGCGAAGGAAAAACAUAUAACUAUUGAGCGUUUAAGGAAUGAACUAAUUGCAAGAGGGGCGCAUCUUCCACCACCUAAGGAAGAACAUUUUGAUUCCAAUUGUAUUACUCCAGGAACACCAUUUAUGGCACGUUUGGCUGUUGCUUUAAGGGGGUAUAUAUAUACUCGUUUGACAAAAGAUCCAGGAUGGAAGAAUCUGAUGGUAUUCUUGAGUGACGCAAAUGUUCCUGGUGAGGGUGAACAUAAAAUCAUGGAUUUUAUCAGACGACAGAGAAAUAAUCCAACUCAUGACGCCAAUACGAAACAUUGUUUAUGUGGCGCUGACGCUGACCUUAUAAUGCUUGGAUUAGCCACACAUGAACCAUAUUUUACUAUUAUUCGUGAGGAAUUUAAACCAAACCAACCAAAACCUUGUGAUUUGUGCGGCCAGAUGGGUCAUGAGAUGGAGGACUGCGUAGGUGCUCCAAAAGAAGAAGAUCCAAACGAAGGUCCUCCUCCACUACCUUCAGGAGAUGUGGAUUUCAUCUUUAUUCGCUUGAAUGUUCUAAGACAAUAUCUAGCAGAAGAUCUGAAGUUGGCCGGCAUUACAUUUGAAUGGGAUCUCGAACGAGUCAUUGACGAUUGGGUUUUUAUGUGCUUUUUCGUUGGAAAUGACUUCCUCCCUCAUCUUCCGAGUUUGGAAAUCCGUGAAGGAGCCAUUGAUCGUUUGAUUGAAAUCUAUAAGUCAACAGUCCAGAAAACGGGAGGGUGGCUGACUGAUAGUGGACGAGUCAAUUUAGAGCGUGUCCAACUCAUUAUGGUUGAUUUGGGAAAGAUGGAGGACGAGAUCUUCAAAAAUCGUCGUGAAUCAGAACUACAGUUUCGUAAUAGAAAGCGUCAACAUUCAUCUGGCAAUGGUUAUGAUAAAAACCAACGCGGGUUCGCUCCACAGCGAUUGGGUCACCGCCCAUCAUUCGAAGUGUCUCAGUCUGGUUUUAUGGAACCUAUUCCCCUAAGAGGACGUCACGGAAUAGCACACCCCAAAGGUCACUAUACAAAUCAAGUUGUUUCUGCUGAUGAGUUAUUAGCUGCACGACGUUAUCAGGGUAGAUGUCAAGAAAGUGUUAAUUGGGUGGAUAGAAAUCUAAAUAACCUCGAGGCAGCAACAGCACUGAAAGCUAUGCUGAAACGCGAUAAACCUAUUGAAAACGGAAUCUCAAAUAAUAUGAAUAAUCCCACUAUUCUUCCGAAAAUACCUCGAAUUAUUUCUGAUAACAACACAAGUCUACAAGGUGUUUCAUCUGGUCGCAACAACAGAUCAGGUAAUCAUCACGACGAUGAGGAUGAGAUGAUGGAUGCUGCGGAUGAAGUACGGUUUUGGGAAGAUGGAUGGAGAUCACGAUAUUAUCGAUCUAAAUUUGGAGUUGACCCGACAGAUGCACCUGGGUUCUGUAUCAAAGUUGGUCAGGAAUAUGCCCUUGGUUUAUGCUGGGUCUUAGCCUAUUAUUACCAAGGUUGUGCUUCAUGGGAUUGGUAUUUCCCGUAUCAUUAUGCUCCAUUUGCCAGUGACUUCUCCAAAAUCGCAGAACUCGAUGUUGACUUUUCGAAAAAAGAAACAAAACCGUUUAGACCACUGGAGCAACUUAUGAGCGUGUUCCCGGCCGACUCUCGUAGUCACGUCCCUCCAGCGUGGCAGGACUUAAUGACCGAUCCCGAUUCUCCUAUAAUUGAUUUUUACCCAACAGACUUCAAAGUAGACUUGAAUGGCAAACGAUAUCUGUGGAUGGGUGUAGCUUUGUUACCAUUUGUUGAUGAGGUUCGUUUGCUGAAAGCGUUGGAUGCCCGAAGAAAUCUUUUAACAAAAGAAGAGAUUGAGAGAAAUGUUCGUGGUUCAGACCAGUUGUUUUGUAGAGCUGAUCAUUCUGCUGGUCCAUUGUUGCAUUCUCUAUACAAAGUAUCACAUGAAAAGAUUGAGAAAGAUAAUUCGGAUGAACAAAUCAUACCAACUUGGGCAUCUGCAAUUGAUCCACGUGUUACGUUUGGAAUUAGUGGUCUAAUCUGGCCUAACAAAAUGGCUUACUUGCCUGGGAGUCGUGUACCUAGUGCAGUCCCAGGUCACGUUCCUGAUUUAAAGGUUUCUGAAGCUGUAUCAAUAUGUUUUUCAGAUCCUCAAUAUCCAAAGGGCUUCGUCUUUCCUUCCAAGUUACUUGAAUCCGUAAGUUUCCAUAUAUUGUUAUGUUGGAUUUUUCCGACAAGCUUCUAUUCAUUAACAUCGAUUGUCGUCCCCAUGUGACACAAAUUUAUAUAGUAGACUGUUUUAUGUCCUGUUUUUCCCCAUUUUUUCUCCGUAUGCAUCGCAGGUGUAGAAUGGGCGAAAAACAUUUGAGCAACUUAUCAUGAAUUCAAAAAUACUUUUCUAGUGUACAUUAUAAAGCGUAAUUCUGUUAAUCUUAUUCCAUAGUGUUUUUAUGGAAGUCAGUAGAGGCAAAGCCAUCGCUUUUAAAAAGACUCAUUUUUAAAACAUUCGUAAAUCGAAUAAACGAUUGGGCUAUCGGGUAGCGACUGUAGAUAGUUGCAAGUGGAGGUAGUCAAAAAUAUGGAUCACUAAGUCCCAAUUCAUUGUACUAAUUGUAACACACGAUUCGAGGUUUGAUGAUCCAUGAUACAGAUAUUUUUACGGUUUCGAGAGAUCAUACACAGUAUUUAUAGUUCACAAUUUAGCGCAUGAAUUUGGACGUGUAAAGUAUUAUAUUGACAAUAUAAUACUUUACACAUUUACGUUUGUACAAUUUGAUACAUCUCGCAACAGCUCAGUCAAUAUAAAUAGAAAUUUAUCAAUAUGAAUAAGAUGCUAUGAUUCGGGAAGGUAAAACAAUCGUCUGAAAACACUUAGGAGACAAAAGGUACAAAGCAAAUGGGUUUACUUAAUUAAGUUUAGUUUCAAUCCAUGUCAUCUAAGUCUCCAAAUACCCUGGUACAGCCAGGAGUGGGGAGAGUCUGCUCUCCCCCUCGAAAUGCUCUCACAUGGCCACGUGCAUACAACCACUGCAAGGGAAGUUCUUCUCAUGGUGGAGAUGUUGUUUAUGAAGAGCGAAUGUCCGGCGCUUUAACCGGGCUGGUGGAUAUGGAAAAUCCACCUAGGGGAGUUGGAAAACCCUGAUUCAAGUCGAUGGUGCACAUGGGCUUCAGAAUCCUGACGGGACAAAUGGCAUAUGAACCAACCGUUGGUCACCGACUACUAUGGGACUGCAUCUCGUAAAGUUGCUCCACUGCCUUGUGGAUUAGACUUUUAGAUCAAAGGUUCGGACUAUGGCCCCCUAAGAAAACCUCUUACUUGGUUUGGGCACCCGGGCAAUGUCCCAGCCCUCACACAACUCGAAUGAUUUAUGUGGCACAUAUCUAUUUGGUGUCUCCUUGCACCAAUGUUUGUGUUUAAAUAAAGUAAAUGUCAUCUAAGAUCUUAAAUUACAGGCUUUCGCCUUUCUGAGGGUCUCGGUGUUUGGCGGGAUUGCAGUUUUCAAGCCUUGGAAUUCCUAUGAAUCAUAAAAGUAUUUUAGUAAUCAACUCGUUUGUUUUCGGAUCAUCAAAAGUAGAUUUCUAACCUUUUAUGACAAAUAUUUGUAAAGAUUAACAAUUGAAAAUAGUGUACGGUAACUUUUUCUAGAUGUUAUAAUCUAGUUUAAUUUAAAUACUGAUUUGGUUCCGAACUUGUACGUAACUUACAAGACUCAUCGUAUUCUCAAUUUGAAUUUUUAAAAUAUCAUUUACCAAACUUGUGAUGAAUAAAUGGAGUUUUUUCUGUUUUUUUUGAAGGUUAAAAUGCCACCCCCAGUGUACCUUCAACCUCCUCAGCGUGGUAGAGGAAGAGGACGAGCAAGUUUUCGCACCGAUGAACAUCGUGGACGUUUUAAUGCCAAUGCAGCUAUGCAGUACUAUGCUCGAGACAAUUCGUCAGAUAGGGAGGAUACUGGUAGAGAUUUUUAUCCAAACUCACCGAUGAACAGGAUGGUUAUGAAUUCAUUACCACGAUAUCAGCGCAGUCGAGGUAGCCACUUACAGUAUUCAUCUAGAUCAGAUUGUGGCAAACUAAGUAACAACAUUCCACCAAAUUGGCGACCUGGAUCUUUUAAUCGUUUUCCUCCUCAAAAUGAUGCUUAUCAUCGAGGUGGACCUGCCUAUCGUCAAUCUAGUAGUCAUCCAUACGCUAAUCCGUAUUCUGUCCAUCCUCCAAACUUCAGUACAGGCCUUUCCAAUUCAGUCGUUAAGAAUAGCCGCCCACCAUGGUUGCCUCCAAAUCGUAGGGGUUGAUCAAAAUAUCAAAGCUUUUACUACUUAUUUCCAUAUUCAUACUACUUUCUUCCUGCAUUUUUAUAUUUUAUUAUUAUAACACACUAUUAGUUGUAUAUGAUGUAGAAAUUAUUUUGCGCCUGUACAACACAAGUAAUAAAUAUUUACUCCUUUCUCCACCCCUUCUAUUUACAUUAACAUGUAUACUAGUAACUGUAUUCUGGCACAAUUAAAUGGCAAUUUGUAUAGUGAAUAUCACUGAUCAUUUGUCUAUUUCUAUUUAACAACUGAGUUGUGUAGUGACACUAAAUUGUGAAAGACUAAUAUAAUUUUUUCGAAAUUUCAGCUGUUAAUAUAAACAAUUGAUAUUCUGUUCCAAAGAUUUUUAUUAAUUUCCUCAUUCUUAGUGAAUUUUUAAACCGUACUUGUUACGUACUGAACAACUGGUACUCAAUUCAACUAAAUGACUCAAUGGAAUCCAUAAAUAAUUCACAACCUAGGUUCUCAUUGUUUUAGAUUAUUCACUGUCCUAGCCACUAACAGUUGAAUAAACACUGGAUGGUAUA